This is a messenger RNA of Lineus longissimus, 2759 nucleotides long. Its product is annotated as N-alpha-acetyltransferase 35, NatC auxiliary subunit-like. The transcript is spliced from 19 exons. The record is from RefSeq and is a predicted model, not a curated record. Lineage: Eukaryota; Metazoa; Nemertea; Pilidiophora; Heteronemertea; Lineidae. The coding region runs from base 17 to 2254 and encodes 745 amino acids. Gene Ontology annotation, cellular component: NatC complex. Gene Ontology annotation, biological process: N-terminal peptidyl-methionine acetylation.
AUCGCCCGACGCCGAAAUGAAAAAGGAGGAUGACGAUAACGGAAAAUCUUCCCCUGAAUCUUUUCCUGUAGAUGAUUUCACAUCAGAUUGUUUGGACAAGGACAUGUCACAAUUGCAUCAUGGUAAAUCCAGCACAGAAUCGUCAAAACACGAUUGGCAUGACGUGACACAGGAAUUCAUUGAGGCCUCGAGAGAACUUGGUCUAGGGGAGUUACUCCAUGAUGCAAGCUUUGGCUUGUUUGAGGCAAUGUCUGCCAUUGAGAUGAUGGACCCAAAGAUGGAUGCUGGUAUGAUGUGUAACCAGACUAAACGGAAAGUUCUAAACUUUGAAAAGUCUGUUCAGAGUGGAUUGAAGAUCAAAGAUUUUUCCAUGUCAGAAGUGAUUGGAAUUAUAGACACUACUCUGGCUUGUUUGGUUACUUGGCUAGAAGGCCACUCCUUGGCCCAGACUGUCUUCACCAAUCUUUACCUUCACAACCCAUAUGAAAUUGAAGAUAAAACCAUCAAAGCAUUUAGUAUCUGCACACUUAAACUGGUUGAUAUCAUCAGAGAUAGAAUCAAUAGAGCUUCAGUAUAUGAAGAGGAGGAUUUCCAGCCGAUGAGUUAUGGCUUCAAGAUGGCCUUUGACGUGACAGACAUGAGAGCCACUGGCAUGAUGAAGGAAGUGGAAGAAGACUUCAAUCGGCUGAUCAAGAACACAAGAAUCAAACCAGGGGAGGAGAGGGACAGUGCUACAAAGAAGGAGCAUGAAUCGGCUGUGGCUGUACACUCCAGAAUGAAGUUCUGUCGUCUGCUGUUUUCAACCCUUGUGGCAUUCUCCAAAGAAAAGUGCCAAGGAAUUGAAGAUGCUGACAAGUACCUCACCCAGAUGUCUGAGUUGUUACCUGUGAUGAAAGACUCGCUUGCUUUAGGUCUACAGCCCCAGGAGCAGGGAGAGGAAGCUGCAGAUUAUCCAACCAUUAUGGGGUUUGAACCUCUGGUUAAUCAGCGCCUUCUUCCACCAACGUUUCCAAGGUACACAAAGAUUAAGAGCCGUGAGGAAAUGAUGUCGUACAUGACGUCCCUUGUCUUCCGACUGAAAUGGGUCUGCCAGGGAACUGAGGAGGUGUCACUUCAUCAUGCACUGGAAUUUUUCCAUGAGUUCAGCCAACAAGCACCAUGUGUCCUAUCACGGUCCAUUUUACAGCUAAUCUACCUGCCCCAGAAUCGUCGCAUAUUAGGCAGUCAUCUGAUCACUGACAAUCUGCGAGACACGCUCAGGAACUUCAUUGCCCCACCAGGUUUGAUGCCAAGGGGCAUAAUUGCCAAUAAUGCCCAGGUGAAGGAGUACAUCGACACAUUCCUGACACGAGCUGUGAGACCGGUGUGUAGCCUGAUCCAGCUGACCGGUCAUAACCGAGCCCGGCAGCGGGACAAGUGGGCAGCAUUGUUAGAGGAACUAGCAACACUGCAGGAUGAGGCAGACAAGGUGGAUGGUUACCUGCAUGGAAUCCUAAUGAAAGCCGAUUCAAGCAGGCAACAUCUUGCCUGCUUCAGCACUUGGGUACUGUAUCACACGUUACAGGCUAUGAUCCAUUAUACGCUGGCGGGAUUCGAGUUGGAACUCUAUGCACCUCAUGAAUAUCACUAUGUUUAUUGGUACCUGUCGGAGUGUCUAUAUGGUUGGUUGAUCUCGACCCUGACUAGGACUGAUAGUUACGUUUAUGAACAGGAAAUGCUUGUUGCAGAGCAACAGCAAAAAGGAAGGGCUGCUAAGAAGAACAAAAAGAAAAAGAAGACUCGCCCUCAUGGUGUUGAGAUCACUCAGUGUCAAGCCUAUCAAAAUCUCUGUGGUGGCUAUUACAAGGCAGUUGUAGGUUUUACUCUCUGUGAUAAAAUGAAGGAGGCAAACUUUGAGUUUGAUAGCGAAGAAGUCCGGUUUAAUCAUCGGUUCUCGCCAUUCCGUCAUGUGUUAACACCCCCGGUGGUGCAGUAUUCACAUUUCAAGGAAAUGACAGACCUCCGCCGCUACGACAUGAAACCCACAUCAGAAGACCUAUACAUCUCUGCAUGUAAAUGCUUCCAACAAGCCAAGCUAUUAUUUGAAAAUCUGCCAAAUCAAAACUCGGAGGAAAUCCAGGCACUUAUCAAAGUGGCAAAGACGAACUUCGUUGUGAUGAAACUACUUGCUGGUGGACACAAAAAGACAUCAACAGAUGCACCCGAGUUUGACUUCACUGUGCAUAAGAUUUACCCUACGAUCAAAAUACCUUGAGGAUCAGAAAGUUCGGUAGUACAGGACAUGUGUUGGCAGAAGGACAUAUGGACUUCUAAAUCUGCUCAUCCCCGAGUUGAUUGAUGAUAUUCCUGUGUUGUAAUAUCGCAUUAAUAUGUGCUUUUGUGACUGAAAAUGUGCACUGCCUGUACAGUCAGUAUGAAUUCAUGAUACUUAGUACACCAGUCCCAAAGAGUUUAAAUCUUGCUAUUGGCUUGAGAGAUGGACAAGAUCAACUCAUUCACUUUAAAAGUGAAAACCUUAAUCUUAAUGAGGUGUUGCUACUAUUGGGCUGUCACUAAGGAUGAUGAAAGCGAUCCUGCAAAGACCUGUCUUAAUAAGGACAGUACUAUUGGUCCAUUUACAACUCCUAUGGAUAUGGUCGCCGAGUUUGUAACAUAUUGAGGUGGGGGAGGUUAAAACUCCACUAUAUUUUGUAAAUAAUGUGCCACUUUGUCUUUGUGCAGCUUUGCACAGAUUAAUAAAAUAAAACUCACUUGGAAGA